AUGGCUGAAGAAAGAGUUGAAUUCACUCUUAAUGUUUCUAAAGGUCAAUCAAGGAAUCGACAAAACCUAAAACCCACAUACUCAUUAGAUAUCUUUAAGUUAGAUAUAUCGGCUAUACUUCGAAAUCAUUCAAACCCUUCAAGCCCGAUUUUGAAUGUAUCAACCAUGUUUGAAAAAUCAAUAUUCAUAAAUUGCGAACACUUCUUCGCACAGAACCACCAUAUGCUAUGGUUUUACCUACAUAGAAUCACCUUGCCAUUCCCUUAUUUCACUUUUGAAAAUCUUUCUCAAAUAAUAAGAAAUCUAAUACAUCAAGUCAAACGAUUAUUUGAUAUCUCUGAUCAUUUUAUUGGAGUUGCAGAACCAAUGAAUAAUGAUCAUAGAGAUGCGAUUAUUCCCAUGGUUCUAAAUAUUUUUGUUGAUGUGUAUCCAUCUGAAGAAAGAAGAAAUCAAGAGAUUAUAGAAGAAUCUAUGCAAUUUAUUAAAAUGAUUCCUGCAUCUAAUGAAGCUAUCUUAUCUUUAAAAAGUUACUCACUUCCUCAAAAUUGUUCCAUAUGCAUGGAGAAAUUUCAUGAUGAUUUAAAAGAAGAUGAUAGUGAUGACGUGAAGGUUUCAACAAUGACAUGUGGUCAUAUAUUUCACUACAAUUGCAUUGUGCAAUGGCUUCAAGCCAGUCAUGUAUGUCCCUUGUGCCGUUAUGCAAUGCCUACUUGA
This is a messenger RNA of Vicia villosa (hairy vetch), 714 nucleotides long. RefSeq names its product probable E3 ubiquitin-protein ligase ZFP1. NCBI's taxonomy places the organism in Eukaryota, Viridiplantae, Streptophyta, Magnoliopsida, Fabales, Fabaceae. Gene Ontology annotation, cellular component: cytoplasm. Gene Ontology annotation, biological process: protein ubiquitination. The record is from RefSeq and is a predicted model, not a curated record. Gene Ontology annotation, molecular function: ubiquitin protein ligase activity; zinc ion binding. Bases 1 to 714 code for a protein of 237 amino acids. The transcript has a single exon.